CAAAUCUUGAAAAAACCAUACUCCAGAAACUAGCUAUUGAGAGAAGAGAGUCCAAAACCACAUAAACCCUACAUCAAUUCAUCAAAGUCUCGACUCUCGAGGUGGGAUCCAAGUUGCAUACCUUGCAAUUAGGAUUACAACAAUUCCAUGUUCCCCACCUCAAAAGAUUCCAAGCACAAUAAAACCCAAUUAGUGACUAUCUACCUUCCUAACUCUGGUCAUUCCCCUUACAUUUCCUCUCCUUCUUUGAAUUGUGUGCCUAAAAUCAAUAAUGCCACCGGUUCACUCUAGUCCAUACUUUCAAAUGGAGAAUCCGGCGAUCAUGUCCUUACUCCGGCCGGCUUCAGGGGAAAAACAGAGGAUGUCAAAAUCAUCGACUGGUGGUGGGCUAUUGCGUAUGUUCAAGCUCUUCCCUAUGCUAACCUCAGGCUGUAAGAUGGUUGCUCUGUUGGGUCGUCCUCGGAAACCUUUACUGAAGGACGGUGCUACUACGGGAACGAUCUUCGGCUACCGGAAAGGCAGAGUCUUUCUAGCAAUUCAGGAAGAUCCCCAUUGCCUACCGGUAUUUGUGAUCGAACUUCCGAUGCUGACGAGCGCGCUUCAGAAGGAAAUGGCGUCAGACAUAGUGAGGAUAGCGCUGGAGAGCGAGACGAAGACGCACAAGAAGAAGGUUCUGGAGGAAUUUGUGUGGGCGGUGUACGUUAACGGGAGGAAGACAGGGUACUCAAUUAGGAGGAAGCAAAUGUCGGAAGAUGAGCUUCAUGUGAUGCAGCUUCUUCGUGGAGUUUCGAUGGGUGCUGGAGUUCUUCCGAGUCCGAAUGAGAAGGAGACGGCAGACGGCGAGUUAACGUACAUGAGGGCGAGGUUUGAGAGGGUGGUGGGAUCGAAGGACUCUGAAUCUUUUUACAUGAUAAACCCAGAUGGUGCGCAGGGGCCUGAGUUGAGUAUUUUCUUUGUAAGAACUCGUUAGGGUUUUCUAAGAGUGCUUUGUAUUUAUAAAAAACUAUAUAUAUUAUAAAGCUUUUGGCUUGUUCCAUAUAUGGUGGAAUGAAAUUUAGAUUUCUUA
Messenger RNA from Rubroshorea leprosula, 1066 nucleotides. The record is from the annotation of a GenBank genome assembly. Lineage: Eukaryota; Viridiplantae; Streptophyta; Magnoliopsida; Malvales; Dipterocarpaceae.